UUUAAGUUGUAAACAUCUCCAAAAUAUGGGACCAAUAAAGAUGAUCUUAUAUCAGAAAUGGAGUUGCCAAGGUAUGUAACUCAGUUAAACACCGCCCUCUCCUGGGCAACAGCCAUUACUACCCGUAAACCUCGUGUAACUGGCAUCCAAUCAGAGCCUGGAUUGUCGAUCACGUGAUCAUUACGUCAAGCAGGAAAGGGACCAAAUGGCAACAACGAAUAUGGCGGACUCGCCAAUCAGCUUCACGCCGGAGAUAUACUGGACAGAGGAGAAAGAAAGGACACUCAUUUCAUUCUUUUCCAAGAACAGUUGCCUGUGGAACCAUAAAUUAGAAAGCUACAAAAAUCGACCGCUGAGAUGGAAAAUGCUGGAACAUUUGAGAAUUCUUCUGUCCGCCCAACCCCCACCAGCUCCUUUCACAGUGGAAGACAUCAAGAGCAAGUUCAAGAACCUUCGUACCACCUUUCAAAGGCAGCACAAAGCGGUGAAGGCGAGUGAGGAGGAGAGCGAAAAUGUUCUCACCUCUCCGGGACUCAUCAUCUCCAUCCUUCCACCGGAAUCCUCCCCCACAACAUCCCCCACCUCCUCGCCAUCCUACAUCCUCUCAAACAUGGUCGCGAAAUCCUUUUGGACAGAAGAGAAGGAACGUGCACUUAUUGAUUUCUACGCAGAACACAGCUGCCUGUGGAACAAGAAGUCCAAAAACCACAACAAUCGUCCGCUCCGACUGAAACUCCUGAAGAUUCUGAGGAGACGGUUGUCCGACCACUCUUCCACCUUCUCAAUUGAAGACAUAAAGUGCAAGUUCAAGAAUCUUCGGACGGUUUUCAACCGCGAAUACAAAGUGGUCCAAGUGAGCAGGACCUCCGAUAAGCGCUACCACUCCAAAUGGAAGCAUUACCAGCGGCUGCUCUUCCUCUGCGAGUGGUGCAAAGACGAAGAGAGCCCGGACAACCCGCGGGAGACGCCGCCCCGGGAAGCGCCGGAGCUCGGGCGCCAAUCGCAGGCGUCCGCCCCGGGCGGCUCCUCGCGCUCCACCCAAACCAACAACGCAUCCGACAGCGAUACCUCCGCCGGCUUCCGCGUUUUCACGGCCGCUCCGGAUUACGCUGAAGCGCGGGACCCAAAAACCGCUUCGCCAUCCGGUUCACCGCCGGAUGGCAAACCUUGUGCAAACCCUCCCCCAAGAAAAUCCAGUCCGGUUCAACUCGAAUGCGGGCGCAACUCUGAGUCCCGCUGCCGCUGGAAUGAGAGCAAAGUUCACCAGCUCAUUUCGUUUUACUCCGAGCACGACUGUUUGUGGAACUACAAGUCGGAGAGGUACAAGAAGAAGGCCGCCAGACAGAGUCUGUUGGAGAUGUUGAGCGUCUUACUCUCCCGCAAUGAAGCGCUCCCCUUCACAGUGAAAGACGUAAAGACAAAGUUUUGGAACCUGCGCACCAUCUUCCAACGUGAGCAUAAGGCGGUGAACGCCAACAAAACCUGCGGCUCGGAAGACUUUUACGUGCCCAAGUGGAAGCACUACAGAGAGCUGAUGUUCCUCUGCGACUCUUGCGACGAAGAGCAGCAGCCCGACGAUGUCCUCUUUCAACAAGCCGCGGACGACGGCCUCCAUCCUCCGGACUACCAAGCCCCUCCCUCCUCCCCCUCCCGACGCUGCCGCCACUCACCUCAAACCGCCAAUCGGGCGGCGAACCAAAUGAGGACACUCGAAUCUCCGCCCUUGCCGGACGCCCGGCAUUCUGUAUCUUCAUCUUCAUCCUCAACGUGCUCAUCUCAACCCGACGGCGGCGUGUCGGGCCACAAACGUGUAAACCGACAGCCGGCGCCGCCGCCGCCGCCCGCCGCCAUCGAGGUGCUGGACUUGAUGAAGAAAGUCUAUCAAAGUCAGAUCGCGUCCCCGCAUGCUGGCUUCCUGAAGUAUGUGGAGGAAUGUCUGAACGAGGCUCCUCCGGACAAAGUCAAGCGAAUGAAGAUGAAGAUUAUUGAGAGCAUCCACAACAUGUCCGAGGACGUUUAG
This is a messenger RNA of Hippocampus zosterae (dwarf seahorse), 2020 nucleotides long. RefSeq lists its product as uncharacterized. Bases 206 to 2020 code for a protein of 604 amino acids. The record is from RefSeq and is a predicted model, not a curated record. Lineage: Eukaryota; Metazoa; Chordata; Actinopteri; Syngnathiformes; Syngnathidae. The transcript has 8 exons.